Molecule: messenger RNA, 3137 nt
Organism: Electrophorus electricus (electric eel)
Lineage: Eukaryota; Metazoa; Chordata; Actinopteri; Gymnotiformes; Gymnotidae
Product: solute carrier family 25 member 36-A
Biological process (GO): pyrimidine nucleotide import into mitochondrion
Cellular component (GO): mitochondrion
Molecular function (GO): pyrimidine nucleotide transmembrane transporter activity
Source: RefSeq, a predicted model, not a curated record
GGUUAGAAAGGACUUAGAAUUUCGGAAAGGGGGUUGUGGGAGUUUUAUGUUUAAGUUAUCGCUGUCACCCGAACGAUGCGUUAUUGCUCAGUGACAACAGAUUAACUCUUUAAAUGGGAUGGAGAGAAUGUCGAAAAGUGAGCAACAAAAUUUUUCCACGCGUUGACAAUGAACGUGUGAGAUUCGCGUCGGUUGGCAAAGUUAGCUAGCGGUUAGGCAGCUAGCGUUAGCAAUCGAUGGUUACAUGCUCCAGCCGCAUGAUCACAAAAUAGACCGCUAGGGAUAACUCACUGCCUAGCUAACCUAGCUAACAUCGGUCACUACUUCUUCUGGGAGGUCCAUUUUUGCGAAGGCGGGGGGAAUAUGUGCGAGGAUGAGCCAGACAGACACAUUGGUUCAUCUCUUUGCUGGAGGGUGUGGUGGUACAGUGGGUGCUAUUCUAACAUGUCCGCUGGAAGUGGUGAAGACGAGGCUGCAGUCUUCUGCAGUACAGGUCUACCUCUCAAGCGUCCAGAUCAGUACAGUCAACGGAGCUAGCGUGGCCCGCAUGGCCCCACCCGGGCCCCUGCACUGUCUCAAGUUGAUUCUUGAGAAGGAGGGCCCUCGCUCUUUGUUUAGAGGCCUGGGCCCCAAUCUGGUGGGCGUGGCCCCCUCAAGGGCGAUCUACUUUGCGGCGUACUCCACCACUAAGGAGCGCCUGAACGGCCUUCUAGAGCCAGACUCUACCCAAGUGCACAUGCUGUCUGCUGGCAUGGCAGGGUUCACAGCUAUCACUGCAACCAAUCCUAUUUGGGUAAUCAAGACCCGCCUCCAACUGGACGCCAGGAACCGGGGAGAGUGCCAGCUGAGCGCGCUGGAGUGCAUGCGGCGUGUGUACCGGGUGGACGGUGUGCGGGGCUUCUACCGCGGCAUGUCUGCGUCCUAUGCCGGCAUCUCUGAGACAGUUGUGCACUUUGUCAUCUACGAGAGCAUCAAGCGACGCCUCUUGGAAGCCAAGGCUGCCGCGCACGUGGACGAGGGUGACGAGGCUGUGAGAGACGCUAGUGACUUCGCAGGCAUGAUGCUGGCGGCCGCCACUUCAAAAACAUGUGCCACGUGUGUGGCAUACCCGCAUGAGGUGAUCCGGACACGGCUCAGGGAGGAAGGCACCAAGUAUCGCUCGUUCUUCCAGACUCUGGCCACCGUGUUCCGGGAAGAGGGCUCAAGAGCGCUGUACCGGGGCCUCACCACCCACCUGGUGCGCCAAAUCCCCAACACUGCCAUCAUGAUGUGCACCUACGAGCUCGUCGUCUACCUGCUUAACUGCUAACCUCAAGCCGCCUGGGGCACGGACACCGACCUCAGGCUGACUGUACUUACUGGCGGAGAGGGAGGGCAACACUCCAGAAGCUCACCCCAAAACCCCUCCCACCCCGCACAGUGUGCCAUUAUUAAUGCGAGUGCACCCACAUGCUCGAAAGGGUCUGUGUUUGUAUGUAUAAGAUAGAAGUGGGAGCGUGUACCAAAUCAGUGAGAUCUUCCACAAAGGUGGUAUGAAGGAGCAGUACGUUCCUCCUUCUUGUCCUCUGCUUUUCUUUUUUUUUUUUUUUUUUCUUUAGCCUUAUGUAAAGCUGCUUCUGAAGGGGCCUUGUCUGAGAUCUCGCAGACUGAGGAAGACUGACAAAAUGGGCAAUAUAUGGUUUUAUGUAACAGUACUAAGUUCACCCCUAACCCUGCCCUUCAGUUGUACUGAGCGGGUUGGCGAGCAGUAACCCAGCCACGUGUUCCGCCUGUUGUAGCACAAGGGAAAGACGGUCAGUCUCUUGAAGAAUAUAUGCAUGGGUGGGGUGGAGGGGAGCAGUGCUAAAUGGCACACCCUGACUGGUUAACCCUUAAGGCUCAGAGCUGCACAGAAAAGGCUGGUGGUGGUCCUUCCAGUUCAAGGAGAGCCAAUGAGGAAGCACUUUGAUCACAGCUGUAUAAAAGUAGGCAUGGUUCUGCACUGUUUUAUGCUCAGUCCCGCUGAUUCCCUGCACAUGCCCUUUUUAAGGGGGCCAAACACCAAAGGUUCUGGAAACCUCUUGGGUUUUCCCAUGUUUUUGCUAUUAACACACAGCUCAAAAAGGCAGGCGGUUGUAAAGGAUGUUUAGAGAAUGAGUUAACUCGGGUGUGUCAAGCGUGGCACAAACCGCCUGCAUGUUGCAUGGGCUCCUUAGGCCAGGGCCCAAGAACCAGCGUGUUCUGCUGUUAACGCAGAACAGCCUGUUCCACACAGCUAUGAACCCAUACUUGAACACUGUGUGCUUACAUAUGGACUUGUAUGGACUCAUUUAUAUGCAGUACGCAAGUGUCUGCAAAGUAUGAAUUCUUCCCCAUUUUCACCCUGCAGUGGUGUGUGGGUAUUUUAACAUGCUUUUGUUUGAAUAUAGUGUGUCUGUAUAUCUAUAUAUUUGUACAAUGUUUUCUUUUUCUGAAAGUGUUUGCUGAAAUUCUUCUUUUGUGCAAGUUUGCGUGAAGGUUGAUGUAUAACAGGUUGCUCUUUCUUGAACUUUUAACACUUGAAACUCAAGCACUUGCAGCAGAUGCAACCCAAGUGUACCAAAUAACAGCAAAAAUGUCUUUACCAUUUUCAAAAUGUGGUCAAUCAAUGACUAAAUGUUAAUCAUGUUCUUUGUAUAUUCACCAACAGUUCAAGGAACUUGUUUGGUAUUAAGGUGGGACCAUAUUUUAGCAGGCCUUUCUGUUUACAAUCAUUACUUGGAUGUCACUAAAGUUGCCUGUGGGCUAUUUUUUUUUUUUUUUUUUUUGUGCUGAUUAUCAGUUAAGUAAGUAUUGCUGAGGAAGAUGACACUGUACCAUUAAGACUAUAUUAGGAAGUAUCUUAUGAUAUUAAGGAAACUCUUCAUAUUUGUUGGCUCAUUGCAGCUUUCUCAGUUCUUUCUUAGUGGGUAAAAGGAAGAUGGCAGAGCUUUGCUUAUUCAGCUGACCUUUUCUGUCUUUGCUAAGCACCUCACCAAGAAUGAGUUGUUCACCUUGUUCAGUAUUGUUUACUUUCAUGCUGAUGUCCAUGACAGCACCACACUUUACUUCAAAUGGCUACUCGGUGGCUGACAGAUGUUCACCAAAAAAAAAAAAGAAUAAAAAGUGAUUUGCAUCAA